Messenger RNA from Colletotrichum truncatum, 1857 nucleotides. RefSeq names its product calcium dependent mitochondrial carrier. NCBI's taxonomy places the organism in Eukaryota, Fungi, Ascomycota, Sordariomycetes, Glomerellales, Glomerellaceae. The record is from RefSeq and is a predicted model, not a curated record. Gene Ontology annotation, biological process: ATP transport; ADP transport; transmembrane transport. Gene Ontology annotation, molecular function: calcium ion binding; ATP transmembrane transporter activity.
AUGCGUGGGAGUCAAGCUACAGCAGGAGCUAUCGCCUGGGUUCCCCUGUCUUGGGGGUCGAGGAGAGGUGCUAACGACGCCUUGCCGCCAGAGUUCCGCUUCUUCGUUGAGCAAACCGAGAAGCAGCUCAUGCUCCUAUUUCAGUCAAUAGAUAAAGACAACGAUGGAAGACUUGACAAGACUGAGCUGCAGGAGGCCUUCAGACGGGCUGGGCUCGUUGUGCCCAUGCGCAAACUCAGCGCCUUCUUUGGCGAUAUCGACAUGAACAACGACGGCUACAUUAGUUUCGAGGAAUGGAGGGACUUCCUUCUGUUUAUGCCGCAUAAUGGCCAUGCGCCCCUCAAAGCUGUGCUAGAUUUUUACUCUUCCAUAGUCACUCUUUCAGCGGAGGGUGAUUCGAUGGUCUCGGAGGAGACACUUGAAGGUUUAGGUACGACCGGCUUCCUUCUGCAAACUCUCUUUGGAUCUAUUUUGAGGAUCGCAUCCCCUCCGGAUCGUGAGACUGGCCCUGCCGAGACCUUCACCGGCGAAGCCGACCAAACGGCGCCUUUUCGGGAAGAAGGAUCCCUUCCUGGUAUUGCACAGCUUCCUACCUCAUCAAAACCAGCACAACAGACUUCACCAAGCAGUUUUACAGAUCCCACACAAACACCUCCAGUGAGGCCGUCAUUGCCAGAAUCAAAACACCCGAAAAUCAACGGCCCCAUGGCCAAUAUGGAGGCAGCAACGGUACUUCAAGCUGGCGUGACGGCCGCAGACGAGCAGCACACAGGCAUUGCGACCAUCCGACACAUUCCCGGCGUCGGCACCUCCCAAGCGAAACCGGUCACAGGCUCCGAGCAAGGCUCCAGCUCAGAUGCAACUGCUGAACCCAAGACCAAGAGACUGACUGACUUCGCUCCUGAUCCAGGUUAUUUUAUCGCGGGUGCCGUCGCCGGAGGACUGUCGCGAACUGCCACCGCUCCUCUCGAUCGUCUCAAGGUGUACCUACUUGUGAACACACGCGCCACUACCGAGACUGCUGCUACUGCCUUGAAACAAGGGCGCCCGAUCGACGCCCUUCGCAACGCUUUCCGGCCUUUUGGGGAUGGCGUCAAGUAUCUCUGGAAGGCUGGGGGUAUACGGAGUCUUUUUGCAGGCAAUGGACUCAAUGUUAUCAAAAUCAUGCCCGAGAGCGCAAUUAAAUUCGGAUCUUAUGAGGCCGCAAAGCGAACUCUCGCUAGAUUCGAGGGCCACAACGACCCCAAACAAAUCAACGGAUACUCGAAGUUUGUCUCGGGUGGCGUUGCUGGCAUGGUUGCCCAAUUCUGUGUGUACCCACUCGAUACAUUGAAGUUUCGUCUCCAAACGUCAACCGUUGAAGGUGGCCUCACUGGAAAUGCCCUUGUUCUUGAUACUGCCAAGAAGAUGUGGCAGGCCGGUGGACUGCGUAGUGCCUACCGUGGUGUCACCAUGGGCCUCAUGGGCAUGUUCCCCUAUAGCGCCAUCGAUAUGGGCACUUUCGAGCUACUCAAAACCUCAUACAAGAGGUACAUGUCAAAAUACAAAGGCAUACACGAGGAAGACGUCAAGCCAGGCAACAUCAUGACUGGAAUCAUCGGAGCCAGUAGUGGUGCCUUUGGUGCAUCGGUAGUGUACCCGCUCAAUGUCCUCCGCACCCGCCUACAGACGCAAGGUACGGCUAUGCACCCAGCCACAUAUACCGGCAUAUGGGAUGUCGCGCACAAGACACUCAAGAACGAGGGUGUGCGGGGCAUGUACAAGGGCCUCACCCCUAAUCUUCUCAAGGUUGCUCCAGCACUAAGCAUCACUUGGGUUGUGUAUGAAAAUUCAAAGAAGCUCCUUGGCUUGGAGUGA